AGAAGAGGUAGUGCUGCACGUGUGGCAGCGCUCUACGUUCAAGCAAGAAAGUAUUCUUAUUUGCGCCUUGGAUUUGAGGUUUCACUGCAGUUGAACGUGUCCCUGUCUUCUAUCUAUUAAGCUUAAAAAUGCUUCGAGUGGCAAAAAUUUUCAGCCGGUGCGGCGUGUCGGGCGGCUCUUCUCUAUACUCUAAAGGUGCCGCGGUACACCUUGCCGGAAGUACAACCACGACAGGGCUACGGUAUAAAUCAGAUACACAGGUUAAAGGGGCUGUGAUUGGAAUUGAUCUCGGUACAACUAACUCUUGUGUUGCCGUAAUGGAAGGAAAACAGCCAAAAGUAAUUGAGAAUGCCGAGGGCGCGCGAACCACCCCAUCAGUUGUGGCCUUCACAAAUGACGGAGAACGUCUUGUUGGAAUGCCGGCAAAAAGACAAGCUGUUACGAAUGCCGCAAACACGCUCUCUGCUACUAAGCGUCUAAUCGGACGAAAAUUUGAGGAUCCCGAAGUAAAGAAAGACAUGAAGACUUCAUCCUACAAGAUCGUCAAGGCUUCAAACGGCGAUGCGUGGGUGCAAGCACAGGGGAAAAUGUAUUCCCCCUCUCAAAUAGGAGCAUUUGUGCUUAUGAAAAUGAAGGAAACAGCCGAGGGCUACAUGGGCACGACUGUAAAAAAUGCUGUUGUCACGGUACCGGCGUAUUUCAACGAUUCACAACGUCAGGCUACGAAGGAUGCUGGCCAAAUUUCUGGACUGAACGUGCUGCGUGUAAUUAAUGAGCCCACAGCUGCUGCACUUGCUUAUGGAAUGGAUAAAACAGAUGAUAAAAUUAUUGCUGUUUAUGAUCUUGGAGGUGGAACGUUUGAUAUCUCCAUUCUAGAAAUACAAAAGGGUGUAUUCGAGGUUAAAUCGACUAACGGAGAUACCUUUCUUGGCGGAGAAGAUUUUGAUAACAUUUUAGUCACUUUCCUCGCAAAUGAGUUCAAGCGUGACCAGGGAAUUGAUGUUACAAAGGACGCCAUGGCAAUGCAGCGUCUUAAGGAAGCUGCCGAAAAGGCAAAAAUCGAGCUGUCUGCAUCUGUGCAAACCGACAUUAAUUUACCUUACCUAACAAUGGAUGCAUCUGGACCUAAACAUAUGAAUCUCAAGUUGACGCGCUCAAAGUUCGAAGGGCUUGUUGCUGACCUGAUUAAACGUACUGUGGGGCCUUGUAAUAAGGCUAUGCAAGACGCGGAAGUGAAGAAGUCAGACAUUGGCGACGUUAUCCUUGUUGGAGGAAUGACUCGUAUGCCAAAAGUGCAGGAGAUUGUACAAGAGAUAUUCGGCAAAGCUCCCUCAAAGGCGGUAAACCCUGAUGAGGCAGUUGCAGUCGGGGCGGCCAUUCAGGGUGGUGUGCUUGCUGGGGACGUAACGGAUGUUCUUCUUCUUGAUGUUACGCCGCUGUCUCUUGGCAUUGAGACGUUGGGUGGUGUUAUGGCGAAGCUCAUCAAUCGUAACACAACAAUCCCAACAAAAAAGAGUCAAGUGUUCUCAACCGCCGCCGACGGCCAGACACAAGUUUUGAUCAAAGUUUGCCAGGGCGAAAGAGAUAUGGCUGAGCACAACAAACUUCUAGGAGAAUUCUCCUUAGUCGGUAUUCCCCCUGCUCCGCGAGGCGUGCCUCAGAUUGAAGUCACAUUCGAUAUUGAUGCGAAUGGUAUUGUACAUGUGUCAGCUCGUGAUAAGGGCACUGGCAAGGAACAGCAGAUUGUAAUUCAGUCAAGCGGGGGCCUGUCUAAGGAUGAGAUAGAAAAUAUGAUUAAAAACGCUGAGCGCUUUGCAGAAGAAGAUAAGAAAAAGAGAGAGGUAGUUGAAGCCGUCAAUCAGGCUGAGGGUAUUGUACAUGAUACUGAAACAAAGGUUAAAGAGUUCAAGGAUCAACUGCCUGCCGAUGAAUCAGCCCAGCUGUUGGAAAAAGUUUCAAAGGUACGGGAAAUGCUGGCUAAGAAGGAUGAGUAUACAAGCGAACAAAUUAAGGUAGCAACCCAAGAUCUUCAGCAGCAGUCACUGAAGUUGUUUGAAAUUGCUUAUAAAAAAAUGGCUGACGAGAAGUCGCGAAAUUCUGAUACUGGCACUUCAAAUGCGGCCGAGGCCGAGCACAAAGAAGAGGAGAAGAGCAAAAAUUAGGUUAUGAACCAAAUUACAUUAAACAUGUAAUUGUUUUAUCUCUAUAGCUUGGUCGGGCAUCGAGACUAAUAGCAUUAAUUAUCUAUGCUUCGUAUGCUGGUCUUUUAUUUACAAGCAUGUAUAUAUAUAUAUAUAUAUAUAUAUAUAUAUAUAUAUAAUGUACAUAGUUAUAAGCGUGAGCUAAGAGACAAAAAAAUAAUUUUAGAAUUUAAAGUAUAACGGUUGCAGCCGGCCAUGCGAUGAUUUCAUUAUGAUCAUUUCAAUGAAUGAAGAGAGCCCUUCUUAACGCUUUGGGCUCUGACAAGUGAUAGAAAACAUGUACACAAAUGAUGCUGAAACCCGUAUCCAAAUCGUUAAUCUAUAAAGGUCAGUUUUAGUUUC
This is a messenger RNA of Varroa destructor (honeybee mite), 2543 nucleotides long. It is a transcript of the gene Hsc70-5, whose product is annotated as Heat shock protein 70 cognate 5. The record is from RefSeq and is a predicted model, not a curated record. NCBI's taxonomy places the organism in Eukaryota, Metazoa, Arthropoda, Arachnida, Mesostigmata, Varroidae. Gene Ontology annotation, molecular function: ATP binding; ATP-dependent protein folding chaperone. Gene Ontology annotation, biological process: protein folding.